AUGAUUGCGGGAGACUCUAUUUCCAUAUUCUCUUUAUUCUAUUUUAUAAUAGGAGUGAACACAUGUAACUUUGGAUGGAUCGACACAUGGUUAGAAAAUGAACGCAUAGUUAACAUAACCCACAACACAUUUGGGAUAUAUGGCGAAUGCUAUGAAAGGCUGCAUGAUGAAUAUCUUCUGAAGAGUGAAACUAAUCGAGGAGACUGUAAUCGAUGUUUGAUCGCCUUCCCCGUCCAUGAGAAUGUUCUUCAAUACAAAAUAACUCGAUGUAUCUUCGACGAGAAGCUGACUGUCGGAGAAUGUCGAAAUCACUUCAACGGCGACUAUCCACUGCACACCAUGUUUAAGAAAGAUGCACAUGCCAUUGGUUGUCCAUUACAAAUGCCAUUAUCAUUUACUUAUACGGAUAAUAAAGGAGUCUGUAAUAGUCGAACAUCUUCAAUCACUCGAUGCUCCAAAUGGAAUCGUCUUUCACUCAAUUUCCAAGCUUGUCCAGAAAAUCCAAAAAGGGAAUCAAGCGUCUCUGAAAUGGAAUGUAUUGGAACUUGGCAAUCUCAUGGACAACACUUUUUCGCUUCACGGCUAGGAACCUUGCGAGGUGAAGAACAUCGCUGCUUUAUUUAUGAAAGAUCCGCGUCAACGGUUGGACGAGUAGGAAUCUCCGCUGACGCUGGUUGUCAAGAACUAACUCAUUUGAGUGAAGCAACAGUGACUUUGAACUUCAAACAAGAAGCUGAAGUAGAGAGCUUUUGCGAAUUCCCUGGUUAUAUGUGGAAGCAUGAUCAUCGAAAAUGGAAGCAUGACUGGACCAGCAUGUCCAAUAGCAAGAAUCAUCAUGUUCAUCGCGGCUCAUGGCAUUCACAUUAUCGAAAUCGAAAUGAUACUGUGUGGACAUGUUUGGAUCGUAAAGACAAGCAUUCAGAGCACUAUUUCCGAGUUUAUGUUCACAAAGGAUGUCAGACAGGGUAUCAAUGCUUGAAAGUUAAAAGGUUACGCAAGCAUAUUAUUGAAGUUCAUUAUGGACAUUUGAGCCAAGAAGAGUUCUUCGACGACUGUUCAGAUAUGGAAGUCACACACAGGGAUACGCUAGUGAUGCCAGGACAUAAGGAGGCCUGCUCACCAAGACAUCGCUUGUACACUCCAUCUUGCCCUGAUGUUCCAGCCAUUUCGGUUGGAUGCCAUCCAGGAAAUCUUCAAAUUUUGAGAUCAUGCUCUAGUCUUCAGACAGAAAACUUUGAAUGUGUAGGUCACUUUGACGAUCAUUCUCAGAAGCUGACGAUAAUUCGCAGUGAAGAAACAGACCAACUUAUGUGUAUGGCUCAUAUGUUGAAGCCCAUCAAUCUGGUACGAAUAUUCGAUUUUCGUGCGUGCACAGCAGAAGCUAUCGAAGGUGAACCACCUAGUGUUUUUAUGAAUAUUUCUAAAUCAGAACACUGUGAGGGAUCUCUGUUAGCAGGAUUUCUAUCAUCGUCGUCAUCCUCAUCAUCAACUUCCUCUACCUCAUUCAACAUGCUCCAGUUAACUGUGACCUUAUUAACUUGUCUUAUUCAUCGUUUUAUCCUCGUUUGA
Auanema sp. JU1783 is the source of this 1569-nucleotide messenger RNA. Lineage: Eukaryota; Metazoa; Nematoda; Chromadorea; Rhabditida; Rhabditidae. The record is from the annotation of a GenBank genome assembly.